AGCAAAUCCUGGGAUUUUCUGGACCUCAAAACACCGGGAUCCCGGGAUUCGCAUCCCUAGUAUGUACAUAUGAGCAUCUAACACACGUACCUUUACUACUACGUCGGUUUAAAUAAAACGAUGUAUGCAAAUGAAAUGACGCCAUUUUUCAAUUAAAUUAUUCAUAACACUUUUAUAUGCAUUAUUAAUUGGGUGCAAGGCUAUAAAUUACUUUCAGCAAUUGGUUGCUACAAUUUACGUUUGUAAAAUAUUUGUAAACAUCCAUGCAGCAAUAUUGUUGAAAAUCAAAAUACCAGUGCAUCGGUAGUAAAAAUGCAUAUGCAACCAACUUAAGUCAUUGCUUUUAUUAGUUACAAAUUGUAUAAGUUACUAUUGGAAUAUAAAAAUUAUUAAAACAUUGAACAGGUGUUACCCCGACAUUUACGUACAUAACUAUGUGCAUUGUUUUAAUCUAGUAGUCAAGGUUCCAAAGAGGCAUAUUGUAUGUCUGUGUCAUUAACGACGGAGCAGUUUGAGCGUUUGAUACGUGCUGUUCAUACCACAAACGAUCGCACGGGAACGUUUAGCACCUGUAAUGCGCGAUACAAUGGUGAACGAAAUCCUUCUAAAGUAGAAGAAUUUAUUGCUGCAAUUUCGACGUUCAAAACGGUAGAGAAAAUCAACGACGUUGACGCUAUUAAAGGUAUGCCAAUGUUGCUUGAGGGUGAUGCUGCAGAGUGGUGGCGUGGUGUUAAGGAUGAGUUUGCUGAUUUUGCCGACGUCGUACGCAGGCUGCGCGAAAGCUUUUCACCACCAAAGCCAGCAUGGCGUAUUUAUUCUGAAAUUUUUGAUAUAAAGCAAAAUAAGACCGAGCCUACGGACACCUUCAUUAGGAAGAAGCGAGCAUUAUUUUCGCAGCUGCAGAAUGUUCCUGCCGAAGCAGAACAACUAGACAUGCUGUUUGGUAUGUUGCACGCGCAAAUCCGUAAGAGAGUAAGCCGGCAAAAGGUUUCGUCUUAUGAGCAAUUACUUAGUGAAGCACGAGAGGCUGAACAUUUUGUAAGCGAGCGUAAAACGGUGAAUUGCGAACAUGUUCCAAAGAGUGCGAGUGUUGCUGAAGUAGCUCUACGUUGUAAUUUUUGCCGCAAGAAGGGGCACACGCUAGAAAAUUGCUUCAAAAGGCAAAAAGCUAAGGCUGCUGAAGCUCAGUCAGCUGCUAUUGCACAGGCCGUAGCUGUGAAGCCCAAAUUUGCAUGUUAUGGGUGUAACGCGCCAGGUUUUACUCGCGUAAAUUGCACAACUUGUCGCAAUAAAAAUCAACCCGCUGGCGAUUUCGCAAAUUUCAACAAUUUGACUGCUCGUGGUAUUGAAAGAGACAUUCCUGUGGUAAACGUUCAUCUUUUUGGUGUUCCAGGUCAAGUAUUUUUCGAUUUUGGUGCACGUACAAGCGUAGCGAGCGCAAACUCGAAGUCCGUCAUGGAUUUCAAGGGAUGCAAAUACCGAAAUGUUAAAUGUGAGAUUACUCUAGCUGAUGGUAGUACAUCCACUCAAGCGUGCUUAUCCACCGUCUGCGAAAUUUUGAUUGGUGGACGUCGUCUCAACAUCGAGUUUAUUAUUUUGCCUAAUGCGUGCGGUAACCGUACUCUUAUAGGUAUGGAUUUUCUCGAGCAGGCUGGUAUAGUCCUGAAUAUGGGUCAAAGGUAUUGGUACUUUGAGAGUGAUCCAAUGCAACACUUCGAUUUCGCGCCUGCUUUGCCUCUGAAGUUAAAUUUUAUAGAGACUGUUAAAGUGUCAAGCACACGACCGAAAAGAGUAGCGGAGGAAGAGCCAGAGAGGGAAGUAGAUCGUUCGAAAAUGUACAUGUCUGAGUUCGAAUCUUACGGUCCAGAGUUUUCUGACAAUGAGUACUCACCGCACUCCGUACAAGCUAUUUUUAAAGACGCGUUACCAGCUGAUGCUGUUACUCCGGAAAGGAAAUUACUGCCAUCCCUUUUCAAUGGCUUGAUUUACAAUAUCGGAAAUUAUGACGAUAGCGAUUUCACUAGGCUAUACUCCAUCGACUUCAAGUUGGUGAAACCAUCUGAUGGCAACGGCUUGAACCAGGAGCAGAAAAGGCAGCUCGACAGCGUUCUUUAGGCCCAUGCAGAAGCAUUUG
Rhagoletis zephyria (snowberry fruit fly) is the source of this 2134-nucleotide messenger RNA. RefSeq lists its product as uncharacterized. NCBI's taxonomy places the organism in Eukaryota, Metazoa, Arthropoda, Insecta, Diptera, Tephritidae. The record is from RefSeq and is a predicted model, not a curated record.